AUGUCGCCAUACCUGAAGGAUGCGGCCGAAAGCCCUACCAACGCUGCCUCUGAGAAGACAGCAGAGGCUCCGACGGGGGACCCAGGGGCUGCUGCGCCUCGUGCUCUUCUUCUCGUUGGAGCUGGCGCUGACGGCCUCGACUUGCCGAGCGGCACAGCUGUGCGCCGGCUGGAGACCGCUAGCGAUGGCCUGGUGAAAGUGGAACUGCCCAGCGGCGACCACGCAUGGGUGAGCUCUGACCACCUCCAGCUGGAGGCAUUUCCGGAUGGUACCCGCUCCCGGCUGGGGAUGUUCUCUGCAAGGUUUGAUGGUAAGGAGGUGGAAGUCAAGAUCCGACGGGUGUACAAGAUCUUGAAGGACCACAACUUCAAUGUACUCAUGGUGGAAGCCGUGGGCGGCGAUGAUUUUGGGACGAAGACAAUGAAAUUCUUGAACCAGACGCGCAUGAAGCGUGGGGUCGUAAUCUCUGUUUGUACUUGGCACUAUGGCGAGAAGACGAGCUCCACCUUCAGUUCUUACCACGAGCUACGAUAUGCCCAGGACUACGGACUGGAUCUGCUGCCAUUAAGGAUGGAAGAAGUCUACCCACCAAAGCCACCCUGCGGAACAGAGCACGAGUUCGACAAGGACGGCGAUGCUUUGGAUUUGAUUCAAAUGGCGAUGCGCCCUGCCAUUGCAUACAUCGACUGCCGCGAGCUCAGUGCCAUGGAGAUUGCCCGCGCGAUCGCGGGGAGCCUGCUGGGCGGACGGAAGAUGUCCGGGCACGGGCACAUCGAUGUCAACGGGUCCUUGUUCCAUGUCUUUCCCUUCGUUGACACUGUGAAGACACGGCGUGUGGAUUGCAAGAACUGCGAUGGAGCCGGCUAUUGCACUGCAGGAAGGGGCAAUAAGUUCGUGUGUCCCGCCUGCAGCGGCGAAGGCAAAGAGGUGACUCACGAUCACAUCGAGUGUCUGGAGUGCAAGGGUAUUGGUCGGCGAAUCUCACAGGAGUCUCAUCAGCUGUCGCCGAUUGUCAUGCCGCCGAAGCAGGCGUCUGGUAGGCCCUGCGAAGCGUGCGAUGGCAGCGGAACCUCCGUGAAGACACGGCGUGUGGAUUGCAAGAACUGCGAUGGAGCCGGCUAUUGCACUGCAGGAAGGGGCAAUAAGUUCGUGUGUCCCGCCUGCAGCGGCGAAGGCGAAGAGGUGAGGCGCGAUCACAUCGAGUGUCUGCAUUGCAAGGGUACUGGUCGGCGAAUCUCACAGGUGGAGGCGCACACGGAGAGGCAUCGGGAGUCCCAAAACAAGUGGGAGCGCGAGUUCAUUUCCUGGCAGCGAUCCGGCACAGCCCCUCUGCCCGUGGUCCGGCUGUGUUUGGUGGGGCAGGGCAGAGCCGGGAAGACGACCACCCUGAGGAGACUGAGGGGCGACAAGUCGGUUCAGGAGGGUGAGGAAAGGUCCACCUAUGGUAUCGACGUGUCAUGGGCGGAAACAUCUGGCGAACAUGUCUCUGAAUCCUGGCAGGUGUGCAAGUGCAGCAUGUUGGACACUCUCGCUGUGAAAGCCUUGAAAGAGCCGCGAAAGUCCCCCCAGACAGAGCCCGGGCCUCGGCUAGACGGCGCAGCUGCCGGGGCCACGAAAGAGCGGCGAGAAUCCCCCCAAAGUGAUUCGCAGCCAUGCUGGACAGAGACUGGUGGGCAUGGCGAUGUCAGCAUGUUGGACGCCCCAGGUGUGGGGGCAUUGAAAGAAGUUCAGCAUGAUACGCAGCCAGAAAACUCUUCAGCAGCGAGUGUUGCCGAGCUUCUCGCUGCACUACCCAGCUCGGCAGGAGCUUCGAACGGAGCAGCAAGUCCAGAAGCGGCAAGCUUGCGAGAAAGGCGGGAAGGGGCAACUGAGCGAGGGAAGUCCACCAAGACUACAUCGAAGAAAGCAGGUUUCAAGCACCAAGACGUUGUGCCACGAUCGAUGGGUGAGGACUUAUUGGUGAAGCUCCAGGCAAAGGACACUCCAGGGUCUGAGACCAGCAUGAUCCGGUUGCGGCCUUGGGAUUUUCCGGGACAGCAAGAAUAUUCGGAUUUGAAUCUCCUCUACUUCAAUGGGACCGGUAUUUACAUUGUCUUCUGUGAUGCCAGCCGGGAGUUGGAGGAGGCCUGGCAGGAAUUCAGGUUUUGGCUCUGGGCCGUGGCCCGCUUUGCAGUGCAUGAAGACCGCCCAACUCACAAUGUUCGGGACCAAGGCGAGGCUUGCCCUCCGAUAGUGCUAGUGGCCACCAAGUGGGCGACGAAACAGUUCGAGGCACAUGAGAUGGAUGAUCUACUGGAGCUUGCGUGCCAGGAGAUGCACGGAUUGAGCGUAAGGCUGAGGUGUCCACCUCAACCGAACGAGUCGAAGUGCUUUUUCUGCAUGGAGAACUUCGGCGUGAAUUCAGAGCAGCAUAUCCAGCCCCUACGAGCGUGCAUUCAAAGCGUGGCCAGAGAGCUGCUGGAGCCGUCAGGCCUUCAGGGCAGUCUCUACCCGGUGCCGUACCUUCAUGCUCAUGAUCUCCUUACCGAGCUUGCGGAUGGCCUGGAGAUUUGCGUCGCAAUGAGCUUGAGCGAGCUUCGCGCCAAGGUAGAGGAAGGGGGUCGCCAGCUGAAGGAGGCCAUCCAAGGCACACAUGCGAGCCACGGAACUCGGGUGCUCGCCCCCAAGGGCUCGGUCUUAAAGAACAGCUGGGCGGAGCUUCAAGAGCAGAGCGGCCGUGUGACCCUGCGCCUGCAGUGCGAUUCCUUGGAGUUUGUGCAGGUGGAGCAAGUUUUGCAGGGUACUGGGGUCGAUGUGGAUGGUGUGCUACGUCUCCUACACAGCCUCGGAGUACUUUUUUGGUUUGACAAGGAAAAGCUUCGGGACCAUGUUCUCCUGAACGUGCGCAGUGUGGCAGUCGCCCUGGCCCGACUUAUGAGUUUACGUUUCUGGCAGGAGUCCAAGUUUGAACAUGCAAGGGCUUACAAAGACGAGCUGGAAGAGAGAACCCAAAAGAUCCAGAAAGAUGUGCGCCGCUUCAAGGCCAGCGGAGUAGCUUCGAGUGCCCUGCUGCACGGCUUGUGGGGCAUUGACUUUCCAGAAUGUCAGUAUGGAAUACUUAUUGAAGUCAUGAUUCAGAAGGGCAUGAUUCUCAAUCGCGGAGUGGAGGGCGAAUACUUGGUGCCUUCCUGCUUGCCGUCAAUGGACGUUGCAGAAUUCCCAGAAAGCGGCGUAUGCGGCUACAUUCAGCUUGGCAAGCAGAUCUCACCAAGCAUGUUCCCAAGGAUUGUGAACGAGCUUUGCCAGCAGAUGGCUACGACGACGCCGACUGAGUUGACAUUGAAGCCGAGGCCACCGCAAAUCUUUCGGAACCAGGCCGAGCUACAGACACACAGUGCAACCAUCCUUAUCUCGCUGUUUCCUGCCUCCAGCUUUGAGCUCCUCAGAAUUCGCGUGCUCUCGCGGGGAGAUGAGAAAGUGGAGAUUGCAGAGGCGUGCUGGAAGCAUGUCAAGGAGUGUUUGUUUGAAGUCUUGGGCCUUGAUACCAGCAGGGACCUCGUCAAGACUGGACAGGACUGUGUCGUGCCGGAUCUGGAUCCAAAGAAAUUUGACAGGCUAUUGCAACUUGCAAGGUGCCCCAAACCACAGUGCACCUUCGUCGGCUGGAGAUCGCAAUGUUCCCAAUGCCGUGUCAGCGACUUGCUGCAGGAACGCUUUCUUCCAGACCUCAGCGAAGAACUGAGAAAGGUCGUGCGGUACAUCUCUGUGGAGCAAGAUGCUCGGCCCGAUGGCAGCUUCCGGUUCAAGCAUAUGGCUUACCCCGGCGAUGUUGAUGUGGAGGAAUACGUGAUCUUCGACGCAGAAGAUCCGACAAAGGCUGCCCAGCGCUUCGCGGAGCUCUUGGACCAGGCUUGCCAACUCUGCAGCAGCCAGGAAGAUCUGCACUGGGCCGGCUUGAAGGCAGGGAAGCGAGAUGGAGAUUCUACCCUGACAUGGACCGCAGAGGAUGUGAGGCGAGGCAAGAUGACGAGGAGCGACGGCAGCGAGAUCGCUUUGGUUGCGGCCCUGGCGGAAGGGCACCGUGGCCGAAGCGCGAAGAUCGACCUUUAUGCAAAGGUCAGCCUUUUCCGGGGUGGUAACUGUCGGCCACGCUUCUUUGAGGUGACGAACGUCCUUCGCUUCGGAUACGGCAGCCGCGGCGGCCAGAUCAAGCCAGUGACGAAGGAGAAAGACUUUCUGGAUGUUGUUGAGAUCUGCUUGCACGAGUAUUCUGGCCCAUGUCCCAAGACGAUGAAGUAUGCGAAGCGGCUGUGGGAGCGGAGUGCCUUCCUCGCCCAGCGGAGCAUCAGUUUGCGGGAGCACUUGGUGAUGUUGGAAGCCUUGUCGCCCCUCUUGGGGCACUGGCUUGCUAAAAUCAGCCAGAUGGCUGCCCAUGCGGAGACCCUCCACAACAUGUUGAAGGGUUUCAAACCAAAAGGAGAACUGGUGCAGCUUGAGAAAGUGCAGAACGAUGCCCUUAAAGACCUUCCAACUCUCUGCGAUGAUACGCAGGCAGUGCAGCAGGAGCUGAAGCAGAAGAAGCUUGAUGCGACGCUUACAUCAGACACUCAGGCCGAAUUGGACGCAUCACUGCUCUGCUUACAGGAGGCUUGGCAGUGCUUCGCGGCAUCUGCAGAGAAUUGCGAAGAGGCAUCAAAAGACGUACAGAGAUCUCUGCAGAGGGGCCAGGUAUGGCUGGAAGCUUGCGUCGCCAUCGUCCUUGCCAACAAGUUCCGCAAUCUACCUCGUCCAGUCACCCAGCCACUGCGAGACCGUUGGCACUUUCCCACCGGCCACCUGCCCAUCGCAGCUGAGAUUGAGCUUGUCGGCUUCGUUGGGCCCAAGUCCUGGCUUCAUGUGGCCUCCUGGAACGUCCAGAUUAUUGCACAGGCCGAGGCCAAGCGGAAGUACCCGACUGAAAAGGUCUUGGAUAUUAUUUUGGCGAUGAUGGCGCGAAACGCGAAGCACCUUCUUUUUCUGCAGGGGUGUUCACCGGAGCUUUUGCAAACUCUGGAGCAACGGCUCAGUCGCGAUGUCGCCUUGCUGCACAACGGAGCCAGCGCCGAGCAGGCCGUGGUUUUUGACAAGCGCUGUGUCAGUGAGCCUGGCGUUGUCAAGCAGGAUCGCUCCGUGACGGUCUUCCAGUUCGCUUGCAAGAGCGGUCAGCGCCAGUUCAAGCUGCAGGUUGCCGGGGCGCAGCUACCUGCCGCACCCAUCGAGACCUUCUGCGAAGAAUGCAAGCACUUGCAGGGCAUGCUCCAGGGCCUCGACACCACUCCGACUCUCCUCGUUGGCGAUCUGGGUUUGCCAGAGGAGGCAAUCGGACCGUGGCUCCCGGCAGAGGUCAGCUUUGCAAAGGUGCGUUAUCCCACAACGAUCUGCCAGGGUUCACUGCUGCCCCGGCGCCCAGACAGCCUUGCUUCCCUUUCGCCAAAGCUCCAGGUGAAAGCACUGCCGGCAGAAAGUGUGCACGCCGGCUUGCUCGAGCACGUGGGCCUCCUGCAGUCGAGGUCGCUGGGCCUUGCUGACGCAGAUUCCAAGGAGCGGAUCUUCGAGUUGCAGAAUCCCCGUGAAGGCAGUGCAUGA
Molecule: messenger RNA, 5604 nt
Organism: Symbiodinium sp. CCMP2592
Lineage: Eukaryota; Dinophyceae; Suessiales; Symbiodiniaceae
Source: the annotation of a GenBank genome assembly